UGGCGGGGGAGGCGGGGCCUGACAGGACUGCGGCCGCGCUGUGUUGUCUUUUGGCGGCGGCUAGAGGACACGGUCAAGAUGGCGGCUGUGUCUGGGCUGGUGCGGAGACCCCUUGAACAGGUCUCCGGGCUGCUGAGGAGGCGCUUCCACCGAACGGCGCCGGCGGCGCUGCAGGUGACAGUUCGUGAAGCUAUAAACCAGGGUAUGGAUGAGGAGCUGGAAAGAGAUGAGAAGGUGUUUCUGCUUGGGGAAGAAGUUGCCCAGUAUGAUGGGGCAUAUAAGGUUAGUCGAGGCCUGUGGAAGAAAUAUGGAGAUAAGAGGAUCAUAGACACUCCCAUAUCUGAGAUGGGCUUUGCUGGAAUUGCCGUGGGUGCGGCCAUGGCUGGGUUGAGGCCCAUUUGUGAAUUUAUGACCUUCAAUUUCUCAAUGCAAGCCAUUGACCAGGUUAUAAACUCAGCUGCCAAGACCUACUACAUGUCAGGGGGCUUUCAGUCUGUGCCCAUAGUCUUCAGGGGGCCCAAUGGCGCCUCAGCAGGCGUGGCUGCCCAGCACUCACAGUGCUUUGCUGCCUGGUAUGGGCACUGCCCAGGCUUAAAGGUGGUCAGCCCCUGGAAUUCAGAGGAUGCAAAAGGACUUAUUAAAUCAGCCAUUCGGGAUAACAACCCAGUGGUGGUGCUAGAGAAUGAACUGAUGUAUGGAGUUCCUUUUGAAUUUCCCUCAGAAGCUCAAUCAAAAGAUUUUCUGAUUCCCAUUGGAAAGGCCAAAAUAGAAAGGCAAGGGACACACAUAACUGUAGUUUCCCAUUCAAGACCCGUGGGCCACUGCUUAGAAGCUGCAACGGUGCUAUCCAAAGAAGGAAUUGAAUGUGAGGUGAUAAAUAUGCGAACCAUCAGACCAAUGGACAUUGAAACAAUAGAAGCCAGUGUCAUGAAGACCAAUCAUCUGAUAACUGUGGAAGGAGGCUGGCCACAGUUUGGAGUAGGAGCUGAAAUUUGUGCCAGGAUCAUGGAAGGCCCUGCAUUCAAUUUCCUGGAUGCUCCUGCAGUUCGCGUCACUGGUGCUGAUGUCCCUAUGCCUUAUGCAAAGAUUCUAGAAGACAACUCGGUACCUCAGGUUAAAGACAUCAUAUUUGCAAUAAAGAAAACAUUAAAUAUCUAGUUUGGACUUGAAUUUCAAGUCAUUGGGAUUUACUAAAGUACGUCCUGAUACUUCACCUGGAUUAUACUGUAAGACCUUAUGGUGAUUCAUAAAGUUAUGUCUAAAGCAACAACACAGAUGUUUUUGUACUUGGAAUAAGUUUAAAUGUGCUUGUAUGUGGAAAAACUCUUCUCUCCCACCCUAGACUCCAGGGUGGUUUUUUUUGUGUGUGUUACAAUUACCAUGGUCUUUGAAUAAGGCUGAUGUAAAAUUUCACCCUCUCACAAAGACAACGUAUGAAUGUGGCAGAGUUCUGCUGAAAGAUGUAUCCAAAAAUGACAACUUGUAUGUAAAAAUAAAGGCAUAUUAUGUACAUUUGCCAUUAGGUUGUUUUGAUAAGGAAUAAAGGAAUUCCUAUGACUAA
Messenger RNA from Neofelis nebulosa (Clouded leopard), 1561 nucleotides. RefSeq names its product pyruvate dehydrogenase E1 subunit beta (gene PDHB). Bases 79 to 1158 code for a protein of 359 amino acids. Gene Ontology annotation, molecular function: pyruvate dehydrogenase (acetyl-transferring) activity. The record is from RefSeq and is a predicted model, not a curated record. The transcript has 10 exons. Gene Ontology annotation, biological process: pyruvate decarboxylation to acetyl-CoA. NCBI's taxonomy places the organism in Eukaryota, Metazoa, Chordata, Mammalia, Carnivora, Felidae.